UGAGCAGUCGCGCGCCGAGCCCCGAUUCUAUGGCCCGCGGGGAGCGCGCCGCCGCUGCGCCGCCCACCCGCAGCCGGAACCAGAGCUCCAGAACCAGGCAGAGGGCAGCGGCGCGAGCCGCGGGCUGGGGCCCAGGGGCCGGGCCGCCCCGGGCGCGGGGCAUGGGAGCACGGUAGCCGGGUGGCGCAAGGAUCCCAGCGGCGGGCAGGACCCGCCGAGCGAAGAUCGCCAAGCCCUGGGAGAGCCGGAGACAGCGAACCUCCCGCCCCCGGCCUCAGCCCCGCCAGGGCCCUCCCCCGGCGGCGCGCACUGGCGCGCGCACACACUUGCACACCUUUCCUCCGCUCCUGCCCAGCCUCGCCUGGCCCCCGUUGAAGCACCCCAGGGGGCCCGAUGCCAUGGGUAACAACUUCUCCAGUAUCGCCUCUCUGCAGCGAGGAAACAAGAGUCGCGCGUCGCGGGGCCACCCCCAGAACCUCAAAGACUCCAUCGGGGGCUCCUUCCCGGUCACCUCUCACAGAUGCCAUCACAAGCAGAAGCACUGUCCGCCUGUGCUGUCAGCCGGGGGGCUCCCGGCCACGCCGCUGCUCUUCCACCCCCACACUAAGGGCUCCCAGAUCCUCAUGGACCUCAGUCACAAGGCCGUCAAGAGGCAAGCCAGCUUCUGCAACGCCAUCACCUUCAGUAACCGCCCAGUGCUCAUCUACGAGCAAGUCAGGCUGAAGAUCACCAAGAAGCAAUGUUGCUGGAGCGGGGCCCUGCGACUUGGCUUCACCAGCAAGGACCCUUCCCACAUCCACCCCGACUCGCUGCCCAAGUACGCCUGUCCUGACCUGGUGUCUCAGAGUGGCUUCUGGGCCAAAGCUUUGCCCGAAGAGUUUGCCAACGAGGGCAACAUCAUUGCCUUCUGGGUGGACAAGAAGGGCCGCGUCUUCUACCGCAUCAAUGACUCAGCCGCCAUGCUUUUCUUCAAUGGGGUCCGAACAGCUGACCCGCUCUGGGCCCUGGUGGAUGUCUACGGCCUCACGCGGGGUGUCCAGCUGCUUGACAGCGAGCUGGUGCUGCCCGACUGCCUGCGGCCGCGCUCCUUCACUGCACUCCGGCGGCCGUCCCUGCGAUGCGAGGCGGACGAGGCGCGCCUGUCCGUGAGCCUGUGCGACCUCAACGUGCCGGGAACCGACGGCGACGAUGGCGCACCGCCCUCCGGCUGCCCGAUCCCGCAGAACUCGCUCAACUCGCAGCAUAGCCGCGCGCUGCCGGCGCAGCUCGAUGGCGACCUGCGCUUCCACGCGCUGCGCGCUGGCUCGCACGUCCGCAUCCUGGACGAGCAGACGGUGGCGCGCCUGGAGCACGGGCGCGACGAACGAGCGCUUGUCUUCACCAGCCGGCCGGUGCGCGUGGCCGAGACCAUUUUCAUCAAGGUCACGCGCUCCGGCGGUGCGCGGGCUGGCGCGCUGUCCUUCGGUGUCACCACGUGCGACCCUGGCACGCUGCGGCCUGCCGACUUGCCCUUCAGCCCCGAGGCCCUAGUGGACCGCAAGGAGUUCUGGGCGGUGUGCCGAGUGCCCGGGCCUCUGCACAGCGGCGACAUCCUGGGCCUGGUGGUCAACGCUGACGGUGAGCUGCACCUGAGUCACAACGGUGCGGCAGCCGGCAUGCAACUGUGCGUGGACGCCUCGCAGCCCCUCUGGAUGCUCUUCAGCCUGCAUGGCGCCAUCACGCAGGUCCGCAUCCUCGGCUCCACCAUCAUGGCUGAAAGGGGCGGCCCAUCUCUCCCCUGCUCACCUGCAUCCACUCCAACCUCUCCCAGUGCCCUGGGCAGCCGCCUCUCUGAUCCCCUGCUCAGCACCUGCAGUUCUGGGCCUCAGGGUGGCUCGACUGGCGGGACGGCUCCCAACUCACCUGUGAGCCUGCCUGAGUCACCAGUGACCCCAGGUUUGGGCCAGUGGAGUGACGAGUGCACCAUUUGCUAUGAACACGUAGUGGACACAGUCAUCUACACGUGUGGCCACAUGUGCCUCUGCUAUGCCUGUGGUCUGCGCCUCAAGAAGGCCCUGCACGCCUGCUGCCCCAUCUGCCGCCGCCCCAUCAAGGACAUCAUCAAGACCUACCGCAGCUCCUAGCCCACAUAGCCCACUGCAGAGCCCACCCGCACGCCCACUUCCGCAGACGUCAGCCCAGCAACAGCGAAGGGCGAAGCCAACAGGGUCCCUUCUACUUUUUCAAAACUCUUCCUCCUUUUCCAUUAAACAUGGGAAACCAAGGUCCCUGGAGGUUUGGGCUGAGAGGGUCUAAGGCAAGGAGUGGGGGGGGGGCACAAGCAGUACAUAUGAGUGGAGGGGAGGAGAGAAGGCUACCCCACAAUCUCCUCUUUACCCAGGUUUCUGCAUGGUGAGGGGCUGAAGCCGAGUCUCAGCCUGCUCCCAUCCCUCACGAUCUAGGCAGAUUUCUAAGCUGUGCUGCCCAUGUGGCACCUGGAGACAGCGAACAUGUAGCUUCCCCUGGGCAGCUCAGGAAGAGGCCAGUGGACUCCUCUCACCCUGGGCAGAUGCAAACUGCAUGUCCUGUCUCUUUUUCCUUACCCAGAGUGGGUAAACAGACAGGCUGCAGAAGAUUUCAGGUCCUAGGUCCUUGACCUUGUGCCAACCUGCCGCGUUCAGGACCUCUCCUUGCCAUAACUUGCACCAAUCAUCUCACUGGUGCCGUUGCCUAGGGUGCCCUUCAGUGUAGGCUGAGGUGGGCCCUACUGUUGUCAGGGUCUCAAAGAACAGGUCCACAGCCACCCCUAAGGCCUGAUCUCCUUCAUCUCAGUGCCCGCCUUGGCCUGGGCUGAUUCUGCCAUCGUAUGCCCAGGAGGGACAGGAGCCUUCAGUGGGGUGGGGGUUUCCUGGGCUAUGGACAGCCCUUUCCCUUAUUUUUAUUUAUUUAUUUAUUUGGUUUGUGAGUUUUGUUUGUGGGUUAAUUCUAACCUGGGGGCUCUUAAAAUGCUACUAUUGGGGGGCUCCCCGGAGAAGGAGGCAGCAGAGAGCAAUCACCCAGAAUUCCCCAGGCCCUCACACAAGGCUCUUGGGCAGUCCUGCUAAUUCUUGGGUGGAACUCCAAGCUGAGGCCUCCCAAGAGGUGGAUAAGCCUCUCUUGGAUGUCGGACACUGGCAUCCACCUGUGCCCUUCUUCCCUGGGUAGGAGCUACGUUAGCGUAGUUGGUUCAAGGGCAUCUGCUCUCCAGGAGUUUAUCUCUAUAAAGACAUCAUAAGUUCUGGAAGGUUGGGGAAGGUUAUUGACAUAUGGGCCAGGGACCAGAAUGGAGAUCUUUGUUAGAAGGGUGGAUCUUGAAGGCUGGGCUCUUAGUCCUGCUAAGCAAGUGUCCAUCACUACUGCUCUCCCUGCCUGCUCAGGGUUACUAUGGAGCCUUAGCCUGGGCUCUUCCAGCCCUUGGCCCUCAGAUGGCUGGUUUUAUACCAUCAGAGCUGGCUUCUGCCUUUGACAAGCAAGGUCUGGGGCUCUGUGCUGGCCACUAGCCAGUUCUAUGGCCUUGGCCAGAGGUUACCAUCCAAACCACAGCUUCCCCUGUGUAAAGUGGCUUGGGGGUGGAACACUCUUCAUGUGGUUCCUGGGAGUUCUUCUGGGGUGUCUCCUAGGGGGGAACGUACUGGGGAAGCAUUGAGAGUGGGGCGCCAGGGUGGACAUUUGCCUGCACUGCCCUUGUAGGGACCUGGGGAAUCUGUGCCACCCUGGGUCUCCUCUCUUUAGUCACUCUGCCUGGUAGACCCUUUCUGUGAAAGCAGGCUGGAGCUGGUAAGUUGCCCCAUCCAGUUCGGGGUCAUUUGAGAGAUGGAGAAAGUCCGAGCACUGGGCUGUCUGGCUGGAGGUGGGAAAAGAAGCCAUCGUCCAUUCUGCUAGAACAGAGGUAGCACUGCCUCCUUUGUGAACUGGGUCACUGUGUCUGUGAAUAAAGGUGAUUUUGUACCAGC
Microtus ochrogaster (prairie vole) is the source of this 3971-nucleotide messenger RNA. It is a transcript of the gene Neurl1, whose product is annotated as neuralized E3 ubiquitin protein ligase 1. The record is from RefSeq and is a predicted model, not a curated record. Gene Ontology annotation, biological process: negative regulation of Notch signaling pathway. NCBI's taxonomy places the organism in Eukaryota, Metazoa, Chordata, Mammalia, Rodentia, Cricetidae. Gene Ontology annotation, cellular component: plasma membrane; postsynaptic density. Gene Ontology annotation, molecular function: ubiquitin protein ligase activity.